AUGGAGUUGAGAGGCUUGAAAACAAAACAAAAUGAAAAACAAAAAAUCUGUCUCUUUCAUUCAAUGGUUACAGCAACAAAACUUAAUUCAGAGACAACUCAACAUAGAGAGGAGAACAACCGAACCAAAUUUUUGGAGGGAAAGAUAGGGGACCCCCUAGACCCAAUGGCUCAAAUCAUAAUAAAACGAAUAUCAUGGCACCGCCAUGAAGGCCGGUCCUACUCCACCUUCUUGAUUAAAACAAUAAGAAGCCAUGGGAAUACACAUGACGCAGCAGUUAUGGUCAGGACUCUAUCGAUCGUAUUUACUGCUCUUGGCAGUCGGUUCAACACCCAUAUUGAUAUCAACAAACAUCGAUGUUCGCAUUCAAAGCUUUCUCUUUGCAAUUGGGCUCUCUUUCUUAAAGAGAGCAGAAGUCUUAAAAGAGGAGAACACUACAAUUCUGGUUGGCAUUCCAAAAGGGCAACACAAACGUGGAUCAAAAACCUCACAAGUUUGAACGUUGUCAAUCAAUUCAGAAAAUCAGUAUAG
Messenger RNA from Dovyalis caffra, 531 nucleotides. The record is from the annotation of a GenBank genome assembly. Lineage: Eukaryota; Viridiplantae; Streptophyta; Magnoliopsida; Malpighiales; Salicaceae.